AUGGCAUUGCAGCCGCCCAAGAAGAAGCUGUCGAAGAAGGAGAAGGCACGCCUCGAGGCCGAGCAGGCCGAGAUGCUGCGCAUCGAGAUGGAGAAGGAGAAACUAAAGAAGCUGGAGGAGGCGCGUCAGCGCAAGAAACUGGAAAUGGAACAGGCCAAGCAUCGCCAGCAGCAGGAGGUGGCUGAGAAUCGGCUGCGACGGCGCCAACUCAAGGACAGCAUGAGAUUCUUCGAUCAGGUGCAUACGACCAUCGAGGCCAUCAAGGCCGAGGAGCGCCAGCAGCGCGAGUGGGAGAAGUACAUGCGCUGCAACGGGCUGCCCAAUGCGGCCAGCCCCAGCGACCUGCGCAAAUACAUCCACCAGUGGCACGCGGACAUUGCCCAGCGGGAGCGCGACGAGCGCAACUGGCUGCUGCGCACGGACGAGCGCACCCUCCUCACCCAGGAUGUCCAGGUGGAGGAUCUGACGCGCGUCUCGCUGCGACAGCAGCAGGGCAACCUGGGCGAUGUCUAUGCGCAGCGCAUCAAGGAGGUGCUGGGCAUUCUCAGCGAACUGGACGAGUCGCUGGCGUACACAAAGUCCCGCUCGGCCCAUGUGGCCGCCGAUCUCGUGAAGCUAAAGACGGAGAUGCGCGUGUUCCUCAAGCAGCACCUGGACGAGUUCACCCACAAGACAAUGUCGCACAUCGAACGUGACAUGGAAAUCGAUAGACCUGGCGUCUCCAAGCACAUCUACAGCUCCGAUGUCUUUCAGAGUUUCGUUUGGACGUUCUCCAAGGAUGCCCAAAUCGCUGUCAAUCCGAAAGCUCGCAUUGGCGAACAGUCGGCCCACAAUGAGAUCGAUUUUCCCACCAUCGAGAUGAACCUCUCACUGCCGCCGACGGUUCAACUGCAAAGCUCGGCGCUGCGAGGGCUCUGGCUCAACUAUGAUCAUUUUAGUGACUACUGCAGCAGCUUUCAGCUGAAACACGCUCGCUCCGAAAAUGCCACUAUUUUGCGGCAAACGAAGCGGGAGUGGCGCAAGCGCAAGGAGAUUCUGCAGUCCAUGCUGGAUGAGUGCGCCCGAGAUAUUCCGCUGUCCGAGCUGGAGCAGCUGACGCAGGAGCAGCACUCGUCCAGCUCGCAGCCGCCACGUGAGCGCAGCUACGAUGUGGACAAGCUCUACGCCCAAUACGAGGAUGAGCUCAACAAGGCGCGCCGCCGAGCCGUCGGACCCGAGGCGUAUGGCCUGCUCGAAACAGAUGUCAAUUUGCGCAAAUACCGCAUCAUAUCAGGCGUCUACUGCAUCGAUUUUCUGGAGACGCCGCAGCAGGAUAAACAACUGAAUGCUCGCUCCUUCAUACGCACCAUUUUUGCCACGAACAAUCUGAUGCACAAGGAAUACUAUCAGACCUAUAAGCCACCGCCUCCGGUUUUGCCUGGUGUGCGUCGCCUGCCCGAGGAAAUUGAGGCUGAGAUGCGCAUGAUUGAAGCGGCAUUGGAUAAGCUCGCCUUAGUCACACUGCAAUUGCCCGAUUCAGUUAUUUGGUUCGAGCCACCGAUUGCCUGUCGCUGGGAGACGGACAUCGAGACGCUCGAGUCGCAGCUGGCGGAUGGGGUAAAGCCCGACGCAGCAGCGGCGCCAGCAACGGCAGCAGCUACCACAGCCACGCCCACCGAGGCCACACCACUCUCGACCAACGCCCAGCCCAGCCCGCUAAAGAGCUCGCCGCGCGGUCCAGCCAGGAUGCGUUCCCAGAAAUCCGAUCUGGCCGCAUUGCAGGCGCAAACGCUGCGCGAAAUCGGAGACUUUGAUUUGCGUGCCAUACCCCGGAAUGUGGACCUGUAUGGGCUGGUCAAGGACUUUGUGGUGCCACGCCUGCCGCAGGGCUUCUGCGUGCGCCUGGAGCAGCAGACGCCGCAGUCGAGCAGCGGGCAGCCGCAGCGACAGGUGAUGUUCCUGGCGCGCCAGACACACGUGCGCCUGGGCCAGGGAGCGCCAGCUGCGACAACGUUGGCGUGUGCAACAGACUCAACGCAGCCGUCGAGCAGCUUGGGCAUUGGCGCCGAGUUCCUGGACACGGCGGAGCCGGCCGAGCUCUUUCCCCCCAUCUGCUUCGACAAGCUGCUCAAGUUCCGCAGCCUGGCGCGUCCGCCGCCUGUGACGCCCAGCGGCUGCUACCUCUUCUCGCAGCUGAUCGAGGACAUGGAUCGGCUGUGGCGCAUGCAGCUGCCGCGAGAGCAGCACGAGGAGCUGCUGCAGCAAAUAUCCGAGCAGCUGUCGCCCAGCGGCUCUCAGCAGGACGUCAGCGAGGAGCUGGCCGACGAGCUGCGUCCUCUGAGCCAGGAGCUGGUCGAGGUGCUGCAGCCAGCCGCAGCGGCUGCGGCCUUCGCCUACUACACGGGCAUCUCCUUCAUCCGCGAUACACAGCUGCCCGCACAGGACCAAGACCAGGCCACGAAGCCCAAGUCAGCUGGCAGCCAGGACAGCAGCGACGACGAUGCGGACGAUGAGGACGACGAGGACAGCCUCCUGGAGCUGCUCGAGGGCAACGUCGGCAACGAUUCCUCAGCCGGCGGCACUCUUCAGCAGGCGUUCAGCGGGAACAGCAACAGCGACAACUGCGACAGCGAAACUCGCAGACAGAAGCAGAGCAGCCUGGCGGCCAUUACGCAGGGCAAGUGGAGCACGCGCGAUGUCCACGACACCAAAUUCAAUGAGGACAAACUCUCCAUACAGUUUCGCACAGGGCGACUUGGCAUCUUUGGCUUCGCCCUGAACAAAUACAGCAACAUGCCCUACCAGACCUGGGACCUGAGACCCGAUAUGAAGAACCCGGGCACCAUAUUCUUCAGCUUGACGGCCUCGCUGAUCAGCCUGGAGAUGACCAUCACUGAAGCGGGCUACACCGUGCAUAACUUCCAGGGCGGCAGCACGCAGGGCUUGACCGAUAUGCUGGGCAAGACGUUGAGCUUGAGCGAGUUGAAGGCGACUCUAAUCCUGUCCGCCGUAGACAUCUUUCCGGAUGAGGACGCCUUCUGCUACACGGAGGGCUCCUGCGAGAAGAACUUUGUGAUGGAAAUGCACACCUAUGCCUGCAUCUCGACCCUGGCACUGUCCCACAACUUCAGCUGGUCCCGCUGGAAUCUCUUGGCGGGCUCGCGCACAGCUGUCCUGCUCAUCCGCGAGCUGCUCGAGGGCAAAAAGGUGCCCUACUACUCCACGCUGCUGGUUACCCCGCUCAAGACCUCCAUCAUCGACUGCACCGAAGUGUCGGCCAGCUUCAAUGCAGUCGGCAUUGCUGGCAUGGAAUACUACGCGGAUCUCUAUCAGCUAUCGCAGGCCCACGCACAGCCCGUCAGCCUGGAGAAACAGCGCAACAUGAGUCCGAUUCUUAGGGAGAAUGUGGCCAGCAUUCUGAUUGGCAUUAGACCUCUUAGCUUUUGUUAA
Messenger RNA from Drosophila mojavensis, 3429 nucleotides. RefSeq names its product dynein axonemal intermediate chain 7. The transcript has 11 exons. Lineage: Eukaryota; Metazoa; Arthropoda; Insecta; Diptera; Drosophilidae. Gene Ontology annotation, molecular function: microtubule binding; beta-tubulin binding. The coding region runs from base 1 to 3429 and encodes 1142 amino acids. The record is from RefSeq and is a predicted model, not a curated record.